UUAUUGUAUUGUCAUCCAAAUAUUUUGAAAAGUAUACAUAUUGAAUAUUAAUCUUUCAGGUUGAAUGUCCACCACCAAGGACAACAGCAAGACUUCUAGACAAAUUGGUUGGGGAGUUUCUGGAGGAGAAAUGUAUAAACCCCACAUUUAUAUUGGACCACCCCCAGAUUAUGAGUCCCUUGUCCAAGUACCAUAGGGAUAUUCCUGGUUUAACAGAGAGGUUUGAACUCUUUGUAAUGAAGAAAGAAAUUUGCAAUGCAUACACAGAGUUAAAUGAUCCUGCCACUCAAAGAGAGAGGUUUGAACAGCAAGCCAAAGAUAGAGCAGCUGGUGAUGAUGAGACUCCACCUACUGAUGAAGCAUUUUGCACUGCUUUGGAAUAUGGUCUGCCUCCUACUGCUGGAUGGGGUUUGGGCGUUGAUCGUCUUACAAUGUUCUUGACCAAUUCCAACAACAUCAAAGAAGUACUACUGUUCCCUGCUAUGAAACCAGAUGACCCAAACAAACACAAUGCUGAAGGAGAAAAUGCAUCCGCCGAACCUCCAGUUCAAAAUGGAGCCUGAACAAUUAAUUAUUAAGUUUCUGAUUGUGUGAAAUGCCUUCUUUAUGUUAUAAUAACUAACACUGAUUUUCUUUUUAACAAUAAAUUAUGUUAUUACAUGAA
Messenger RNA from Spodoptera litura, 664 nucleotides. RefSeq names its product lysine--tRNA ligase-like. Gene Ontology annotation, biological process: lysyl-tRNA aminoacylation. Lineage: Eukaryota; Metazoa; Arthropoda; Insecta; Lepidoptera; Noctuidae. Gene Ontology annotation, molecular function: tRNA binding; ATP binding; lysine-tRNA ligase activity. Gene Ontology annotation, cellular component: mitochondrion; aminoacyl-tRNA synthetase multienzyme complex; cytosol. The record is from RefSeq and is a predicted model, not a curated record.